GGGAAGUCAAAGAGGAAGAAGGAGAAGGCGAUUUGAAGAAGAACGUUGAAAAGAACUACCUACGUCAAUGCAGUGGCGAGACGGUUAUGAUGUCGACGGCGUCGAUCCUUGGUGACGAAGACAAUGACUAA
Messenger RNA from Ambispora leptoticha, 131 nucleotides. Lineage: Eukaryota; Fungi; Glomeromycota; Glomeromycetes; Archaeosporales; Ambisporaceae. The record is from the annotation of a GenBank genome assembly.